Etheostoma cragini (Arkansas darter) is the source of this 2012-nucleotide messenger RNA. RefSeq names its product g6f-like (gene g6fl). The record is from RefSeq and is a predicted model, not a curated record. The coding region runs from base 180 to 1769 and encodes 529 amino acids. Gene Ontology annotation, molecular function: protein tyrosine kinase binding; MHC class II protein binding. The transcript has 11 exons. Lineage: Eukaryota; Metazoa; Chordata; Actinopteri; Perciformes; Percidae. Gene Ontology annotation, biological process: interleukin-15-mediated signaling pathway; T cell activation; positive regulation of ERK1 and ERK2 cascade. Gene Ontology annotation, cellular component: membrane raft; external side of plasma membrane.
CACACCACAUCCUUUUGGGCUGAAAGAUGCGCAGCAAACUUGUUAACAUGACACUCAGGGACACCAGUAAUAUAGCAGGAAAGUCAACAAUACUUGGUGUACUGAAGCAUACUUAGACAGGCCACAGUGUUGGAGAGACAGCUGGUGCAGUAAGGGUGUUUUUCUUCUUUUGAUGUGUGAUGGAUUCUGUUUUUCUCACCGUUAUUCUUGUCUCUUCUUUUACAGUAUUUUCCUCUUACUCUGGCAUCACAGAGUGGGACGAUGUUGUGUUGGCUCGAGAAGGCAUGCCUACGACCUUGGUCUGUGCUGAUGCAACAGUGAGGGGUGCUGUGGCCAUUAACUGGAUGGUGAAGCCACUUGGUGUGGAUGAAUGGAAACUGAUUCUCUCAGCCAACGAAAGGGAAGCAUUCUCAGGUCAUGCCUCGAAGGCAUCCAUGCGCUUGACCGACCCCAACUUUAAAGACACCGGGAUUUUCUCUCUGUUCCUUCUUCCCAGAAUGGAGGACAGCGGUCUCUACUCAUGCUUGAUAAAGCAACACGAGAGGAAACUGAGUGAAAAGAUUAUUCUUUUAGCCAUCCUUACAGUCACAGUUGUACCUGCUGCACCCAUUCCUCAGCACAGCACCUUGCAGCUGAUUGCCAGUGUUAAUCCUGUCAAUGUUGUCACCAAGAUCACCUGGGCAGCACCUGGCGGCAUUUCCAUUAAAAGCGAGAAAAAGCGAAACACAGGAACAGUGGCCAAACUGCCUCAGGUUCUAUACAGCGACAACGGGACCUAUGUCUGUAUGGUUCACCUGUGGGGUAACAGCAGCAACACUCUUGUCACCUUCAAUGUGGACGUGACUGUUGAUGCUGACAAUGUGGCCUCAUUUACCAAUGUAACAUAUGAAAAAGAUAUCUCCACCGCCACUCAGGCUGAGAUACCCUUCCUCCUGACCUGUCCUGUUGUCCAGGGGGACUACGUCCGUCUGCAGUGGCAACCUCCAGGCAGAAGGCACAGUGAAAUGAGACUGGUGCACCAGUACAACCGCUGGAGGGGUUCCACCUUCUUGACUGAGCACAGCAAGAAACUCCAGUUUGCCGGCCAACCCUACAAUGCAGAGGCCGGUAGCUUUUCCUUUCUUCUCAGACCUGAGUGGAAAGACGGCGGCCUGUAUGUCUGUGAAGUGAUCCUCGAUGACAACGCCUCAAUGCAGAGGACCAUCCUCAGCGUGCUGAAAGUUACAACCAGUCAUUCCUCCUCAAAGCUGCAACUGAGGUGCCUGUAUUCAGAGCUGUCCCAAGUCCAAAGUGCUGCUUGGGAAUACCAGGAUACAAGUCGCCGGCUGCAUUUGUUAAGCACCGGGCCUGGCAGCAUCACCACCAUUCUACCCUUACCCAUCACCUCUGACACAGCUGGGAACUACACCUGCACCCUACAGCUGAAAAAUGGGCGGACCAUCUCAGCAACGCAAGCUGUCACACUGCCCAAUAAAGGUGGCACGGAUGUUGAGAGUGUCAGUGUGACUACCCCCUCCCUGCUCCCUUCUCUCUCUGCUUUAUUACUCCUGGUGCCCCUGGUUGCUGUUGCUGUCGGUGUGUUGCUAUGGAGACAGAAACACAUUUCUGAUCACGGUAUUGAGCAGACUCUGUCUGUCCAUUCGGGUGAAGCAGAGAACAUCUAUGAAAAUCCUGAGGAUAUCAGACAGGCUCCUCCCCAGGGCUCAGUCUACAUGGAUUUGAAGCCAAGAGGAGAUGAUGAUGUCUAUAAGGAACUGGAGCGAUACUAACAGUGUCAGAGCUGAUCACCUACCCACAUCUCAUCCUCAUCCAGCUGUCACAUUGGCUCAGGUCCCAGCUGCAGCAGAAGGCCUUUAUAAACAAAAGUAACAACUGAAUGUCAGAGUUGUGAUUUGAAGGAAAACUUCCGUGCUUGAGGGAAAUGCAACUAAAUUGUUUGAAUGUUUUUUUGUAUUCUAAGCUAUUGCUCUUUAAUAGUACUUUUUUUUACUGAUUUGCUUUGAUGACUGCAC